CGGCCGCAGCGCAGCCCCCGCCGUGGAGCCCCGUGGCGGCUGCGGGGCGCGGGGAGCGCGGCGCUGAGCGGCUCCGCGGGUGCGAUGUCCUCGCUGGUGAAGGAGGACCUGGCGAAGAGGCUCUUCGGGCCCCGGCGGCAGAGGCUGCACGAGUUCAUCGAGGUGGAGGGCGCGGGCGCCCAGCGCUAUUACCUGUGCGCCGCAGUGAAUAAAAGUAAAGAAGUAGAAAUAUGUAUGGUUAAACACUGGCGAGUGGACCGAGAGGAGAAAUAUGAAAUAGUUGAAAAGUGGUUUUUGAAAGAUCUGGAGAUGAUUGAUGGAAAAGAAGCAGAUGCAGAUAAUCCAUAUUUUGAUAUGCAUUUCCACAAAGUCUACAAUAUGGAAGCAUAUAGUUGUGCAUCUAAAUAUACCUUUGCUCGAACACUAAACAAACUGAAUGCCAUGUACCUUAAGAAGGACUUCAAGGUUGUGAACUUUGAUGACACCUACCUAAAUGAUGAUUCAAUCUGGUCAUCCAGCAAUAGAGAUUUCUUAGUAGUUAUGCGGGUUUGCUUCUACGCUUCCAACCUUUUGUGUCUCUCCCUCUGUCGUUUGUCCUAAAGAUGUAUUUUCUAACAUUAAGGUGACUGGUUGACUUUCACUGACCAGCAUUUCAUAAACCAUCUGAUAAAAAAGUUUCUGGCUGAUAUGCAGUGUCUCCUUUUUAAUUUUACAUGUAAGUAAAAAGUGGAACAUACUCUUUACAUGAACAGUUGAUAAUUCAUUUAUACAUAUUAAGAUGUCCUCAUUCUAGCAAAUAUUUAUACAUACAAGAGACUGGAAAGUGCCAAUAAUUAUCAUGGUCAGUGGUGGUUGCUUACGUAAGCAGAGUUCAGUAUUUGCUUAUAUGUUCAUGGAGGUAUAAAUUAUCUUUCAUUAAUAGCUUGAAAUACUUUUGUAACGUUAAGAGCAUUAACAGUUAGUUCAUAUCUUGGAAGUAGAAAAAAAAGCAAUCAGUUGAGUUCUGUAUGAGAAUGAUGAACAUUUCCAUUUCCAGAUGUGUUGAAACACAGAACUCCAUUAAAGAGAGCACAGCUACAUCCCUGCAAGAAUCCAGUUCUCAUCCUGGUGAAUUGGAGUACUGCAUUCAGAUACCAUGGGACCAACUUUUCACCUAUGCAGCUAUAUUAUUUUUCCCUCAGAACAUUUAGUAUUCCCUUUGGCCUUCACAUUAUUUGUGAUACUGUCUUAGAAAACAAAUGUUUUGAAGCAGCAUUGCUUUAUUUGUCAGACCUUUCAGAACUUCUGUAAUGUUAAUAUGUCCUUUCUUGCUUAUGAACAGCUGUGGUUAGGGAACAGAAAUUAUCUCUAAACCAAAGGAUAAGAAAAUACUGUGUAAACAGUAGUUGUUGGUUACUAGAGUUACUUUAUAGGUAAGUGAUAGAGUUUUCAGAAUAGAAUGAUGAGAAUUAUUUUCACCAGUUUUUAGCUAAGUGUAAGCAUAUUCAGUGCACUACUUAAAGGCACAUUAGUACUUAGAGCUAAAUUUACCAUGGGAUGGAGUCUUCUUGAGGAGUUUAGAACUCACAAAAUGUUACAGCUGGACUUG
Messenger RNA from Passer montanus (Eurasian tree sparrow), 1588 nucleotides. RefSeq names its product exocyst complex component 1 like (gene EXOC1L). The record is from RefSeq and is a predicted model, not a curated record. The transcript has 3 exons. NCBI's taxonomy places the organism in Eukaryota, Metazoa, Chordata, Aves, Passeriformes, Passeridae. Bases 85 to 600 code for a protein of 171 amino acids.